AUGCUGUCUUCUCUACCUUCCACGAUUUCCCGCCUAAAACCUGGCCCAAGAUACUCAUUUACUUACUCUCUAUCAUCUUCUCUCAAAAUCUUUAAAACGCAACAGACAAUCCCCAGAUGGUCACCUCUCUAUUCUCUAUCCACUCAUUCCACUUCAAAAAUUUUAACUUCCCUAAAACCCCAAUUCGAAAGUGUGGUUUCUAAAGACGAUUUGGUUGUUCUUGGCAUCGAAACUAGCUGUGAUGACACUGCAGCUGCUGUUGUGAGGGGCAAUGGUGAGAUUCUAAGCCAAGUUGUUUCUUCUCAGGGAGAUUUGCUUGCACAAUAUGGUGGUGUUGCUCCUAAAAUGGCAGAAGAAGCACACUCACAAGUUAUUGAUCAGGUUGUACAGGAAGCCCUUGAUAAAGCCAAUUUAACAGCAAGGAAUUUAUCUGCUGUUGCUGUUACAAUUGGUCCUGGUUUGAGCCUAUGCCUUCGUGUUGGUGUACGGAAAGCUCGUAAGAUUGCUGGUAGCUUCAAUGUACCAAUCGUUGGCAUCCACCACAUGGAGGCUCAUGCUCUAGUAGCCAGAUUAAGUGAACGUCAGUUGCAGUUUCCUUUCAUGGCCCUUCUUAUUUCAGGAGGACACAAUCUACUUAUUCUUGCUCAUGACCUUGGCCACUACAUACAGCUUGGGACCACAAUUGAUGAUGCAAUUGGUGAGGCUUAUGAUAAGACAGCAAAAUGGCUUGGUCUUGACAUGAGAACAGGUGGUGGACCAGCCCUAGAGGAACUUGCUCGAGAGGGUGAUGCAGAAUCAGUCAGAUUUUCAACUCCAAUGAAACAGCAUAGAGAUUGCAACUUCUCGUAUGCUGGUUUGAAGACCCAAGUGAGGCUGGCAAUUGAAUCCAAAAAUAUCAAUGCUGAAAUUCCCAUUUCUUCUGCAAGCAGCCAAGAUAGAAGGUCUCGAGCUGACAUUGCAGCUUCUUUUCAGCAAGUUGCAGUAUUGCAUUUAGAGGAAAGGUGUGACCGGGCAAUUGAAUGGGCAAGGAAGAUCGAGCCUUCAAUAAAGCAUUUGGUGGUCUCUGGAGGUGUUGCAUCCAAUCAGUAUGUCAGGGCUCGGCUUGAUCAUGUUGUGAAGAAGAACAGCCUUCAACUUGUAUGUCCUCCUCCCAAGCUUUGUACUGAUAAUGGUGCAAUGGUAGCUUGGACUGGCAUUGAGCACUUCUGUAUGGGUAGAUUUGAUCCUCCACCCCCUGCAGAUGAACCUGAAGAUUAUAUGUAUGAUCUGAGGCCGAGGUGGCCGCUAGGAGAGGAGUAUGCUGAAGGAAGAAGUGAAGCUCGCUCCUUGAGAACAGCUCGAAUUCAUCCGUCACUUACAUCUAUAAUUCAGGCAUCACUCCAGCAGCAAUGA
Molecule: messenger RNA, 1392 nt
Organism: Dovyalis caffra
Lineage: Eukaryota; Viridiplantae; Streptophyta; Magnoliopsida; Malpighiales; Salicaceae
Source: the annotation of a GenBank genome assembly